Penaeus monodon (black tiger shrimp) is the source of this 918-nucleotide messenger RNA. Its product is annotated as extensin-like. The annotation marks the transcript as partial. The transcript is spliced from 2 exons. Lineage: Eukaryota; Metazoa; Arthropoda; Malacostraca; Decapoda; Penaeidae. The record is from RefSeq and is a predicted model, not a curated record.
ACAGGAGGUAACUGUAGGGCUUCCUACUACGCUGCAAAGACGGGGCCCGGCUGCUGUGCGGAAGAAACCAAAAAGGGUUUUCAAGGGAAAGGGACGGCGGCCCCAGCAAACGUUGUGGAGCGCAACCAGGGCCAGGGGAGACACCCAUACCAACCCCAGGACCCCGCCAUACCCAACCUACGACAGCAUACCAAACCCCCCGACCGCCCAUACCACCUCCACCGCCAUACCAACCCCCCGACUAGCCAUACAACCCCCCACAGCCAUACCAAAACCCCACGACCAGCCAUACCAAUCACGACCAGCCAUACCAACCCACACCAGCCCUACCCAAACCCCCCGACCAGCCAUACCAACCUCCGAAGCCUACCAAACCCCAGACCCCGCCAACCCAAACCCCCGACAAAGGCAUACCAACCUCACGACCAGUCAUACCAACCUCAGACCAGCCAUACCAACCCCACGACCAGCCAACCAAACCCACGACCACCUACCAAAUUCACGACAGCCAUAAACCCCAAUCAGACCAGCCAUACCACCUCCGCCCCGCCCUACCAACCUCAACCCCCAUACCAACCUAGACCCGCCCUACCACCCCCCGACCGACAUCAAAACCUCAGACAGCCAUCCCCAAACCCCACACCCGCCCCAACCUCACGACACCAUACCAACCUCCCGACCACCAUAAACCCAACCCCACGACCAGCCUACCAAACCCCACGAACAGCCAUACCAAACCCCACGACCCGCAAAACAACCCACGACCCGGCUACCAACCACCCGACCAGGGAUACCAAAACCCCCCGACCAGGCUACCAAACCCCCGACCAGGCAUACCACCACCCCCCCGACAUACCAACCCCCCGACCAGGAUACCCCCCCCACGACCAGGAUACCCAAACCCCACGACCAGGCUAA